CGCUUCCUCCGCUCGCCCGCCGCGUAAGAUGGCCGCCGCGCGCGCGGUCCGUCCGUGAAGGGAGGCGAGGCGCCUCAGCGGAGGCAUGGAGCCGCCGCCGCCGCCCGCCGCCGCCGCCGGGCCCGAGCGCCUCUUCGACUCCCACCGGCUGCCGAGCGACGGCCCGCUCCCGCUGCUGCUGGCGUUGCUGCUGUACGCGCCGGUGGGGCUGUGCCUGCUGCUGGUGCGCCUCUUCGUGGGGCUGCACGUCUUCCUAGUCAGCUGCGCGCUCCCGGACGGCGCCCCGCGCAGGUUCCUGGUGCGCGCCAUGUGCUCGGUGCUGGGCCUCUUCGUGUGGCAGAGCCGCCCGCGCAGCCUCCGCGCCCGCGUCUUCGUGGCCAACCACGUCACGCCCUUCGACCACAACGUCCUCAGCCUGCUGGUCUCCUGCAGCGCGCCCGUGCUGAACGGCGCCGCCGGCUUCAUCUGCUGGUCCCGCGGGUUCCUGGAGGUCGCCGGCGCCGAGAGCCGCGCGGAGCUGCUGGAGUCGCUCAAGGGCUACUGCUCGCAGGGCAGUAACCCGCCGCUGCUGCUCUUCCCCGAAGAGGCCACUACCAACGGCCGGGUGGGGCUCCUGCGCUUCAGCUCCUGGCCCUUCUCUAUCGUGGACACGGUCCAGCCGUUGGCGCUGCAGGUCUGGAGGCCCUUUGUGGCGGUGGUGAGUGCUUCUCUCUGGAGGAUGCUUGGCUUUGCGCUGCCUCGCUCUUGCCUGUUUUUUGACAGAUGGCCUCCUUUUCCUUUUCCCUCAAAGAGCGUGGCUGGCGCUUCCUGGGUCACUGAGCUGCUCUGGACUUUUUUUGUUCCUGUCACUGUUUAUCAAGUAAGGUGGCUCCCAUCUGUGUGCAGGCAAGCCGAGGAGACCCGGGAAGAAUUUGCCCUGCGGGUCCAAGAGCUUCUAGCUUUGGAGCUGGGCGUGGCGUCUACGUGUCUCACAGCCGCUGACAAAGCAGAGCAUCUGAAGCGCCUCCGCCACAACCCUGCUGCUCCCCGUCCUCCCCCACCUGUAAGCCAGCCCUCUGGGGGCUGGCCUCCUGCCUCCCGCAGCGUGGCCUCCACAGAGGAUGUACACUUGAUAGGCCUGGCCCAGCGCGUCCGGGAAGUUCUGCCCCAUGUGCCCAUGGCAGCCAUCCGCAAGGACUUAGCUCAGACUAACUGCGUGGACACCACAAUUGCCAAUCUUCUGGAGGGGCGGGUUCCCUUCACACCCGAGGCAGAGACUGAAGGUUUUUUGGCUGCGGCUCCACCCUUCUAUGGCGCUCAGUAUCCUUCCACCUCCCAAAUGGCCCCGGCAUCGGGGAAAGUCUUCGCCAGGUCUGCGGAAGCGAGGCAGCUCUCUCUCCAGGAACGAAAGCAAGCGCUCCGGGACUAUGCCAGGAGGAGGUACACAGAGAAGUACGGAAUGACCCACGCCGAGGGGGGCUGCUGACCAGCGCGUGUCUUGUCUUGAACUUGUGGCUCAGUUGACAAUGGAUCUUUGUGGGGAUCGCUGCUGUCUUGGGUUGACCCUGGCGGCAGUGCUCGACAAGUAUUGGCAAACGUGCCAUCUGUGGGCUGUCUCUGCAGAUGAGGAGGCUGCAGCUCCAGCGAAGGGGAGGCUCCCAGCCUGCCUGCAUUUGCCAUUGCCACGCCUGGACCUAGCAUUGCCAGGCCUAAGACUGCACAGUUGGGGAGCGGGGGGGCUUUAAAUAACAAAAUAAAUGUGACUCUUAACGCUCGU
Messenger RNA from Candoia aspera, 1756 nucleotides. RefSeq names its product AUP1 lipid droplet regulating VLDL assembly factor (gene AUP1). NCBI's taxonomy places the organism in Eukaryota, Metazoa, Chordata, Lepidosauria, Squamata, Candoiidae. Gene Ontology annotation, molecular function: ubiquitin binding. The transcript has 11 exons. The record is from RefSeq and is a predicted model, not a curated record. Gene Ontology annotation, cellular component: endoplasmic reticulum membrane. The coding region runs from base 86 to 1465 and encodes 459 amino acids.